AUGUCCCACAACAACAACUGUGUAGAAGCUUCGGCUUCGGCUUCUAGAGCGCUUUCGUGUGUCUGUCACCGGCCUUCCUCUCUCAGACUCGAGCCUCACCUCGUGAUUUUCAGACGCUGCCCGCCCCGCCCCUCACGUUCUCCGGGAUUCACAGCAAUCAGAUUGACUGGGAAUCUGGAUCAUCUCGACAAUAGCACCACUAUUCUUGAGACACUUUGCGAUUUCCUCGACUCGACGUCCUCCGGCAAUAGAUGGACGGGAAACUCCACUGGAUGUAUGCCCGCAACCACCCUCCCUGCUGAGAAGAUUCAUUUCCAGAGACUCCCGAUUUGGUAAACUGAGAAUUAGGCCUUCCUGUGGCUCAGACGUCGCAGCAUUCGUUAGAGACAGUUUCCAUAUUCUUAGAGCCAUGAAACUAUGAAGUGCUCGACGGCAUUGAGCUGGUGAGUGGUCACCGCAGUGAAGAUCAUGGGUUUCGUGCAAACAUGUGAGCUGCGGCUGCUGCGGCUAAUCGUAAUGGUACAGUGGUGGAAACUUGAGUAUUUUGUCACGACAGUGUAUGGAAGAUAGUCGUGAGUUAUUUAACGGACUGUUUUUACAGACCAAGAAAGCAAUGUGCGAGUAUGAUGCGGGUACGGCCGUAGCCGCGUUAGUGGGCUGUAGAAGUGUAUGGUUUGAUUUGAAUAACAUUUCUUCCUGCUACGAA
This is a messenger RNA of Marchantia polymorpha subsp. ruderalis, 706 nucleotides long. NCBI's taxonomy places the organism in Eukaryota, Viridiplantae, Streptophyta, Marchantiopsida, Marchantiales, Marchantiaceae. The record is from the annotation of a GenBank genome assembly.